AUGUCGGGCAAAGGAAAAGUUCACGGAGGAAAGGGAAAAUCGAGCGACAGCGCCAAGGCGUCCACUUCACACUCGGCCAGAGCAGGAUUGCAAUUUCCUGUGGGAAGAAUUAAGCGUUAUUUGAAAAGAAGCGCUCAAAAUAAAGUGCGGGUUGGUUCGAAAUCCGCCAUUUAUCUCACGGCCGUGCUUGAAUACUUGACAGCUGAGGUGUUGGAGUUGGCCGGAAACGCCGCCAAAGACUUGAAGGUGAAGAGAAUCACACCCAGACAUUUACAGUUGGCAAUUAGAGGAGAUGAAGAGUUGGACAACUUGAUUAAAGCCACCAUCGCGUACGGAGGAGUGUUGCCCCACAUCAACAAGGCUUUGUUAUUGAAGGUGGAGAAGAAGAAGCAGCAGAAAUAG
This is a messenger RNA of Meyerozyma guilliermondii ATCC 6260, 402 nucleotides long. RefSeq names its product histone H2AZ (gene HTA3). Gene Ontology annotation, molecular function: structural constituent of chromatin; DNA binding; protein heterodimerization activity. The transcript has a single exon. The record is from RefSeq and is a predicted model, not a curated record. NCBI's taxonomy places the organism in Eukaryota, Fungi, Ascomycota, Pichiomycetes, Serinales, Debaryomycetaceae. Gene Ontology annotation, cellular component: nucleosome. The coding region runs from base 1 to 402 and encodes 133 amino acids.